AUGCCAAGUAAAAGCAACUUUCCACAAACAUCAGACAUCAUCACUCGCAGCAAAACAACGACUCCGAACAAAAUUCCAACCACCACCGUAUGGGAACCUCAUGGUACCUAUGAUCAUCAUCAACCAAUGACUAGUAUGCUCGGAGGCUCACACCACAAUCAACCAAUUCCGAAACCAAUUUCACUCGAUCAUCAUUUUCAACCUUUAACCGUCGACAACUUCAAUGGUGGUGCCUUUUCCUCUCAUCCACAUGCAAAUCAGAACUCACAUCAUACAUCAUCAUCACUCACAGCAUUGGAGGAUCCAUCUUCACUCCAUGGUGUGCUAGGAUCAACAUUUUCAUCAAAUUCCUCUUCUUCAGCCAAUACAAGUAGUAGUACUGGCAGUAGUGUAGUGAAGAUGAGCUACAAUAAUUUUCCAUCACCAAUCGAAACCACACAUCAUGAUCAAUUAAAUGAAUCAUCCACUACAAAUGUUCAACCAAAAACGAAUAAUACUCGUGUCACAUCCAUGACGACACAAUCAUCGAAUACGAAUGGCAACACCAACAGGUCGAACACACAUCCAAAAUCUUCAAAACGAAAACAUGUUUCUUCUAGUGUGAAAAAUAUGAACACUUCUCAACAACAACAAACAACAACAACAACGACUACACUCACAUUCAAACCAUAUCCUGCUGCAACGUCACACUCAACCUCUCCACACUAUAAUCCAUCUAGGCCCAACGAGCAACAAUCCUCUCGUCAAUUAUUAUUUAUUGAAGAAAAUGGUCAAACAAAAUCCUCUAAUUCAUUAACAUCAGGAACUGAUUCCAACCAUUUUGAAAUUUCUUGUGUUUCUUGUCGCAUUAAGCACAGAAAGUGUGAUAGGAAACUUCCCACAUGUUCCUAUUGUGCUCUAAGAGGUAUUGAAUGUGUCUAUCGAAAACCACGAAAAAAAGGUCGACAACAUGGAAAAUCCAAUUUGCAAGAAGAUUAUGAAGAUCCAACGUUGGAUGAUGAUCAAAAAACAAGUGAGGAUCAAAAGAAUGAUAGGAUUGAAGAAGAUCUCAAUGUGACGAGUAGUGCUUUGAUCACUCAACAGCAAGCACUACCAAGCUUUCUCGUACGACAACCAUCUUCAACGAGUGAUAGUACUAUACGACAUGAUGGUGCUAUUCGACAUGAUAGUACUAUACGACAUGAUAGUACAAUCUCGUUGGAUCAUUUUGGACUCUUCAAUCAAGCACAAACUCAAUUACAAAAUUCUCAAUUAUGGCUCCUGUUAAAUCAACAACCACCUCAACCAUUGCAACAACAACCAACCUCAAUUCCAUCCUUCAAUGUCUCUCUGUCAGAAUAUCCAACAAACCAAUGGAAUGCCAAUCCAUUACACCAUCCAGAGAAUUUACUUUUUCAAAUUCGAUCAUCUUUGCAAAACAAUGAUGAAACAAAUAAUGUCCAUACUCUACAUUCAUUUCUAACCUCAGAUUCAAUAAGUAGCCUAUUUCAAUUAUCAAAUAUGGUUGAACAUGAUCCAAAUACGAUUGAACAUGAUCCAAACAUGAAUACUGUUUCUACUGCCAUCACGUUAAACUCCUCUAAUCUUGUAUCCAUCGAUGACAUUACAGAACAGUUAAUGAAACGUUUAACGCUCGAAGACUAUUGUAAAUCCACUAGCUUUCCUCUCAUCGAUGAAAAGUCGGUUUCCAGUCUGCUACAAAAUGAAAAGAAACAAGCAGAGGCAAGUGCCUUGUUGUAUAGCAUUCACUCCUUAAUGUGCCAAAGAAAAGGACUUAAAUCAGAAGCUGAAUCUGCUCAUCAAAAAGCCAAAUCCAUUCUAUCUACAGUAUUUAAUACCUAUGAGAAUUUUCUAGUGGCCUGUUCGUAUUGUAAUUUGAGCAUGUACUGUAGUGGAGAGGGAAAUUUAGACGAAGCUCGAUUUUUCUUACAAUUUGUUGAUUAUUAUUUGGAUCAAGCGGAACAAAACACAACCGUCGAUCAUAUUGUUCACGUGAAUACGUAUCAUUUGAAAAUGUUGAAACAUGUGGCUGAAAUGGCAUGUGGAAUGGCUGUCAAGGAGACAGAAUCUCUUGACUCGACUGCUUCUUCCAUGAAGACAUUGGCAACGACAACGACCACAAUAACAACAACCACUGAAGAGCAUUCGGAUAAGGCCGAUAUUGGAAAUUUAUUGAUUGGAUUUUACAAAAUGUGUAGUGGAGCCAAACAAGCACCAAAACCUCUACUUUCUAUUGUUUCAAAACAAUUACUACGGAUACUGUCAAAUUGUAUUUAA
Naegleria lovaniensis is the source of this 2277-nucleotide messenger RNA. RefSeq lists its product as uncharacterized. The record is from RefSeq and is a predicted model, not a curated record. Gene Ontology annotation, biological process: regulation of DNA-templated transcription. NCBI's taxonomy places the organism in Eukaryota, Heterolobosea, Eutetramitea, Acrasida, Naegleriidae. The coding region runs from base 1 to 2277 and encodes 758 amino acids. Gene Ontology annotation, molecular function: DNA-binding transcription factor activity, RNA polymerase II-specific; zinc ion binding; protein binding. The transcript is spliced from 2 exons.